GUCACGCGCCAACGACGAGUGCGUCGCAGUAGCGCGAGCGCACGCAGGGGGGAUGCAACGCGUGGUGAGCAGCGCACGGUGAGCGGCGCUCGCAGAGUAGCGCGUGGACAAAUGGAGAGCCUGGUGGGGCCGCUCGUCGCCCAGUACCUGUCCAUGGGCCACCAGGGCGAGCGGAGCGGCUCGUGCGGAGACAGCAGCGGAGCAGUGAGCGGGAAGGAGAAGGAGUGCGCCCGGCUGUCUCCAGUAUGCCCGUCCGGUUCUAGAGGCUCACCCCGCCAGCGACCCAAACGUCAGGAGAAACCCAGCCUGGCCCAGAUUACCCAGGUAAAGGUGAUGAUGUCACUGGGGCAGUUCAGCAAGGGGGCCAGCUGGGAAGAGCUGCUCCAGGCCUGCAUUCAGUCAUUUGACGCUGAGGGCAGCCUGUGUCGAAGUAGCCACCUGCUGCACAUCACCUUGACCAUGCACUGUCUUCUCAUGUCCUCCAGCGACCUCCUGCAGAAGCUCAUGACUCUCUUUAAAAAUGCCCUGGAGAAUGACAGUUUAACAGAUUGUCAGAAAAUCUGCUACUUCAUCAGAUAUUGGAUUAGGGAGUUCUGGGCAAUGUUCCGGUUGCACAACAGCCUGGGAGAAACUUUGCAGCAGUUUCAGGAGCUGAUACGUGAACAUGGACAGGAGAGACUGUGCCCCCUUUUGGAGACAAAAUGGAUUAAUGAAAGAGAUUGGUCAUGGAAGGCCAGCCAGAAGAUCAAAGCCAACAGCAGCAAGAAGAGGAAGGUGUCUUUGUUGUUUGACCACCUAGAGCCUGAGGAGUUGGCAGAGCACCUGACUUACCUGGAGUUCAAGUCCUUCUGCAGGAUAUCAUUUGCAGACUACCAGAAUUACAUUCGUAGUGGCUGCAUGAAGGACAACCCUAUGAUGGAGCGCUCUAUUGCCUUGUGCAACGGUAUCUCCCAAUGGGUCCAGCUUAUGGUGCUAAGUCGGCCUACUGCCCAGCUACGUGCCGAAGUCUUCACAAAGUUCAUCCGUGUGGCUCAGAACCUCUACCAAAUACACAACUUCAACACACUCAUGGCUGUGGUGGGGGGACUCUGUCAUAGCUCCAUUUCCAGGCUGAAGGAGACUAGCUCCUAUGUGUCUGGUGAGGUCACCAAGGUUCUGAAUGAAAUGAUGGAGUUGCUGUCAUCUUGUAGGAAUUAUGACAAUUACAGGCAGACCUAUAGCAAAUGUGUGGGGUUUAAAAUCCCCAUUCUGGGCGUCCACCUGAAAGACCUAAUUUCUGUCAACGAAGCCAUGUCUGACUAUGUGGAUGACAGUAAAGUCAAUGUUCAGAAGCUGCAAGCCCUCUACAACCACAUCAAUGAGCUAAUCCAGCUGCAGCAGACCCCCCCACGCCUGGAUGCCAACAAAGACCUGGUCCACUUACUAACGCUGUCACUAGACUUGUAUUACACAGAGGAUGACAUCUACGAACUGUCGUAUGCGCGCGAGCCCAAGAACUGCAAAGCACCGCCUGCCACGCCAUCUAGACCUCCAGUUGUGGUGGAUUGGGCCUCGGGUGUAGCCCCAAAACCAGACCCCCGGACAAUCAGCAAGCAUGUGCAGAGGAUGGUGGAUUCUGUUUUUAAGAACUACGACCAUGACCAAAAUGGUUACAUCUCUCAGGAGGACUUUGAGAAAAUUGCUGCUAGUUUUCCCUUCUCCUUCUGUGUGAUGGACAAAGAUAAAGAAGGGCUUGUGAGCAGGGAAGAAAUUACAGCCUACUUCAUGCGAGCCAGCGUCAUCUGCUCCAAACUGGGCCUCGGUUUUGUCCACAACUUCCAGGAGACCACCUACAUGAAGCCCACCUUCUGUGACAACUGCUCAGGAUUCUUGUGGGGCGUCAUAAAGCAAGGCUACCGAUGCAAAGACUGUGGCAUGAACUGCCACAGGCUGUGCAAAGACCAGGUUGCAUUUGAGUGCAAGAAGAGUGCCAAGGGAAGCAGUGCCACAGCCACUUCUACCCCAACUAACUCGAGCCUCCCUGGAGUGAGAGGUGGUGAGUCUGAGGAGGGAGCACAGUUCACAUACCACACAGAGGAGUCCACAGAGAGCAACGAUCAUACCAAAGAUUGGUGUCCCAGUUUGCCUGCUGUUGCCGAACAAGUACAAUUCCCAGGCAUCCACAAGGGUACCCAGACAGAGGGGAACAUGACCCCAUUGCUGUCUCUGUCCCUAUCUCCUAACUCCACCCCAGCACCUGUGCACCCAACCAGCUUGCUCUUGUCCCCUGGCACACCUACAAUCACAACUUGCCCCAGCCCGGUGCCUGUGCGCAAGAGGGCCUACGCCAAAUGGGAGAACCGAGCCUCCAUCGUUCAAAAGCCCCAGGAGCUUGAGGAGCACAACAAGCAGACUUAUGAGCAGCUUGAGAAGGAGAACCAGGAGCUGAAGAAGAGCAACGAGGCUCUACGACGGAAGCUGAGAGAGGCAGAGCGCGAGGUAGAGAUCCUGAAGACGUUGCUGAAGAGACAUGCACUGCACACUGUUGAAGAGGACUCCUCCUCGUAGCCAGAAGCACCUUGUGGUGGACAGUGGUCCCUUCCUACCGAAUCAAACCAAUCUCUGUAACAGGAAGACACAACACAUAAGAACAGAACCACUCACCCCUGAAGGGGAAGGACCUGAGGCUCUAUUCUGAGCGACAAAGCCAAGCAGAUGGAGGGUGGGUGGACAUGUUACACUGUCAGACAUGGCCACUAAGGAUGGGCUGGAGAGUCACCAGUACCACUCCACCUACCCCGUUGACGUGGUCCCCUGCUUCUAACGCUGUGUGUGUAACUCCAUCAAUGAGUACGGUGGAGAGCCUAUCUGUAGUGAGUAUUACAGUUUCAUUGGAGUCAUUCAACUGACCUGACCCGAUUUGGUGUCGUAACUGUGUAGUUUUUCACUUGUCGGCAUUAUUAAUGAACAGGAAUAAGGUUGACUAUUAUUUGUAUACAAAUAUAUACGUACACGGGUAGGACUGCCUACUUUCAGUAUUUAUUUGGAAAACACUACAAGGAAGAUGAUCUGAUGGAGAGAGUAUAGAGCAUAAUGAACAUAUUUAUAGCAGAAGUCAGUUACCAACAGAACAUGGGGGUUGUACAUGUUACAUCCCUCCUCUUUUACCUUUCAAGGCUUAAAGGAAAGAGCCAUGUCAUAUGAACUGAAAUUUUAUUUAUACCGUUUAAAAUUUUAUUUAUACAGUUUGGUUUGUCUGCUAUUUAUAGUAUGCAAUUCGGCUGUCAAAAAUACAAGAUUUAAUGAAAGGCAGUUAUUCACUGCAUUUGUACAAUUGAAAUACAGAGUGUAAAUAUUUUUCUUGUAUAUACUGGUUGUGUUAUUGCUUUAGAUUUCCUGUUUCCUGAUCUCGGUCCAAUUUAUCUGUGUUGUUCAUCACCCAGCAUUGUCUAAUAAAAAGCACUAUACAGGAAA
Messenger RNA from Scleropages formosus (Asian bonytongue), 3453 nucleotides. RefSeq names its product RAS guanyl-releasing protein 1-like. Bases 112 to 2547 code for a protein of 811 amino acids. The transcript is spliced from 17 exons. Gene Ontology annotation, cellular component: plasma membrane. The record is from RefSeq and is a predicted model, not a curated record. Gene Ontology annotation, biological process: Ras protein signal transduction. Gene Ontology annotation, molecular function: guanyl-nucleotide exchange factor activity; calcium ion binding. NCBI's taxonomy places the organism in Eukaryota, Metazoa, Chordata, Actinopteri, Osteoglossiformes, Osteoglossidae.